Molecule: messenger RNA, 300 nt
Organism: Cetraspora pellucida
Lineage: Eukaryota; Fungi; Glomeromycota; Glomeromycetes; Diversisporales; Gigasporaceae
Source: the annotation of a GenBank genome assembly
AUGACUGGACAAUUUGAUCCCGUUGGAGAAAUUUCAGAUGAAAAAGAGGAUAAAUUGAGCCAAGUCAGAUUCACACUACCACAAGGCUUGAUACUUGAUGCUGCUUCCAAUAAAAUCGAAGAACAGUUCAGGGAAAAAGGUGAAGAACAUAAGAAGGGCCUUGAAACAUAUACGUUGUGGAAGGUCUUGAGUCAGAAAUCUUGGCCUACUGAAAAAAAGAAGGUAAAAUUAGCAAAGUGGAAUGAAGGCCAACCUAUUGAGAAGAAUCGAAUUGAGCAAAUAAAUAGUGGCGAAAAAUGA